AAUGGAGCGAAGCGGGCCUCCUCUCCACUCCGGGCUCGCUGGCUGUCCGCGGCAGUGCGAGGAGGGGAGAUCGGGGCAGCAUGAGGAUGAGGACGCUGUGCAUCGUCUCGGCGCUGAUUCUGGGGAGCGCCGCGUCCGUGUCGGCGGUGCCGGAUGAUGAGUGCAACGACGAGUUCCCGGCCCGAGAGAACUGCGAGUUCGACGAGGUGUGCGAGGACGCGUUCUGCCGCCACAACGAGUACGUGACGUGUCACAUGAACCGUUGCGGCACCUGCGAGGCCGUCUUCCGCGGCUACGACAACCUGACGGUCAGCUGCAACGAGCUGACCCCAAAGUGCCGCCUGAUGCAUCUGGAGAUGUUGAACAAACGACGUACCGGUACUAUCCUCCCCGGCGGCCGGCUGGAUAUCGAGUACGACCCCGAGUGUGACGAACACGGCAUGUUCAAGCCUAAGCAGUGUGACGACGACUCAAACCUGUGCUGGUGUGUGGACAGCGCUGGUGUGCGGGUCACCGACAAGACCGGGGACGACCCCAAGUGUGACCGGCUAGUGCGAGUGCACCUCAUUGAGAUUCUGUUCACGUUCAAAGUGGAGUUCACCCCGCUGGCCAGGACCAAAGAUGCAAUACGACGGCAGUUGGUCUUUAAGCUGGUGAAGGAGUACACACUGGACACCACACAGAUACUGGAGAUAAAUAUCGAGGAGCGAUCCCAUGUUGUGUCCAUCCGCCUCACGGAGAACGGAACCAAGGACCCAGUGGACGUGGCCACUGUAGCCCACUACAUUGAACGCGAUCUCAAAAACAGCAAAUUCGGUCUGGAGGUGGAUGGGCGGAGCCUGGAGGUGGAGCGGGACUCCAUCAAGGUUCUGUUUUUCGACAACGAGCCGCCCCGCAUGAACAUGAAAACCAUCUCGCCUGGCUUUGCUGCCAUCAUCAUCGUCAUCGCGUUGGCCAUCCUCACUGGCAUUGCCGUCUUUGUGGUGGUACGGCGAAGAGCUGAGCAGGAGAAGAAGAGAUUCCAGUUUGAAGUCAUUGAGGGUCAGGGGCAAGAUGAUUAUCACAUGGCACAGAGGGAGACCAUGGCCUACUUUGUCAUGUGAUGUGCAAUUCCACCAUGCUGCUGUAGUCACUGACAUGUUUUCAGUGGGAUUGUAAGUGCCUUGUUGAUAUUAAGUGUAGUGCAGCUAAUUUAAUUACUCUGCUAAUAGUAUUUUAUUUCAGAAAAAUACAUAUUUAAAAGAAAUUAAGAUUGUUUUAGAUGUCAUUCAGUUGUACCAUGCAUAUUCAGACGGGAUACUGACAAAAUGCACUGUGGAUGCACCCAUCUUCCAGUAGAUGGCACUGUUGCACAAUCAUUUUGUAAAGUUGCAAAAUUAGACUUUUGAAAGAUGUAUAAAACUUACAUAAUAGCUA
Paramormyrops kingsleyae is the source of this 1416-nucleotide messenger RNA. Its product is annotated as epithelial cell adhesion molecule-like. NCBI's taxonomy places the organism in Eukaryota, Metazoa, Chordata, Actinopteri, Osteoglossiformes, Mormyridae. The record is from RefSeq and is a predicted model, not a curated record. Gene Ontology annotation, cellular component: membrane.